AUGACCUCGAAGCACCUUUGUGCCAUCUGUGGUGAUCGUGCUUCUGGAAAACAUUAUGGCGUCUACAGUUGUGAGGGAUGCAAAGGAUUCUUCAAAAGAACAGUGCGUAAAGAUCUUCAGUAUGCAUGUCGAGAUGAGAAAAAUUGCUUGAUUGACAAGCGACAGAGAAACAGAUGUCAGUACUGUCGCUACAUGAAAUGUCUAUCUACUGGCAUGAAAAGAGAAGCUGUACAAGAAGAAAGACAGCGAGCCCGAGAGAGAGGGCAAGCAGAAGCAGAAAGUACCACAUGUGUCGGGAACGAUAUGCCUGCUGAAGCAAUCCUGGAUGCAGAGAUGUCUCUGGAGCAGCAGUUGGAACUACCCGGCGACGACACCAGUCUUCCCUAUGACUUCAGUCAGGCAGCCGAUCGUAUUGUCUAUGCCAUGGUUGACUGGGCUAAGAGGAUGCCACACUUCACUGAGUUGAACCCUGAUGACCAAGUUACAUUACUUAAGACAGGUUGGAAUGAGUUGAUCAUCUCAACCAUAGCCCACCAAUCAAUAUCAUCAUCAGCAUCGUCGGCCUUGACCUUGGUGUCUGGCCUACGACUAACUCGAGAGUCGGCCUCCCAGGUAGGAAUGACCAACAUCUUCGAUCGCAUACUCGCUGAGAUUGUCACCAAAAUGAAGGACAUGGGCAUCGAUAAGACUGAACUCGGCUGCAUGAGGGCUAUUGUCCUGUUCAAUCCUGAUGCCAAAGGUUUGGUCUCGCCACAGCCAGUUGAAUGUCUGAGGGAGAAGGUAUACGCAUCCCUGGAGGAUUACUGCAGGCAACAGGCACCCGACGAACCGGGUCGAUUUGCUAAGCUUCUUCUGAGGUUACCGGCUUUGAGGAGCAUUGGAUUGAAAUGUGUGGAGCACUUGUUCUUCUUCAAGAUGGCCGAAGAGAAUGUAACGAUGGAAUCUUUCCUGGCCGACACGCUCGACAGCCCAAAUAAUUAA
Molecule: messenger RNA, 981 nt
Organism: Helobdella robusta
Lineage: Eukaryota; Metazoa; Annelida; Clitellata; Rhynchobdellida; Glossiphoniidae
Exons: 7
Coding region: 1-981 (326 amino acids)
Biological process (GO): positive regulation of transcription by RNA polymerase II; cell differentiation; anatomical structure development
Cellular component (GO): RNA polymerase II transcription regulator complex; nucleus
Molecular function (GO): RNA polymerase II cis-regulatory region sequence-specific DNA binding; zinc ion binding; nuclear steroid receptor activity
Source: RefSeq, a predicted model, not a curated record